Molecule: messenger RNA, 1327 nt
Organism: Crotalus tigris (Tiger rattlesnake)
Lineage: Eukaryota; Metazoa; Chordata; Lepidosauria; Squamata; Viperidae
Product: C-X-C motif chemokine 11-like
Exons: 4
Coding region: 76-363 (95 amino acids)
Biological process (GO): antimicrobial humoral immune response mediated by antimicrobial peptide; cellular response to lipopolysaccharide; inflammatory response
Cellular component (GO): extracellular region
Molecular function (GO): CXCR chemokine receptor binding; chemokine activity
Source: RefSeq, a predicted model, not a curated record
AAUUAGCUGUUCACCAAUGCAAGAACACCUCUUCUCUGUCUGGAUCACAAGCAGGAAAGGAGACUCAGCGCAGAGAUGCUCAGAAAAUCUUUCCUCACCGUCCUUGUUCUUCUGGCUUGUUGUGUGGCUCUCAUGCAAGGGAUGCCCUCCUUCAGGCGGGAGCGCUGUUUGUGCACUAGUUGGGAAGAAUCUGUGAGGAAGAACCUUAUGGCUACAGCUCAGUACUACAAGCCACACAGCCGCUGCAGUCAAGAAGAACUGAUAGUGACCCUCAGAAACAAACAAAAACUCUGUCUGAACCCAAACGGGAAGCAAGGCAGGACAAUUAAAGAGGGUAUUAUAAAGAAAAAUAAUGCCAAAUAAUGAAAUUCAAAUUGAGUUUUGGAGAAGCUGCUCCACAAAUGCUUCUCUUCCUGCAGACAUGUAAUCAGCUUCAGAAGGACUCAUAAGCUAGUUGGAGCCACCAUCCAACAGUAUUAUCCUUAUCAAGCUGCUGAGGUUUAGAAGUUAACUCCAAGUAUUACCUGUAGGAAUUUACUAACACAAGUACAAAAGCCAUAUAAAGAAGCAAAAUGUCUGUGAUUUUCUCUCGAUGUUAACAUCUUUGACCAUGGACGAUCUUCGUUCUUCCAUUCAAACAAGCUAUGACAAUGUAAUAUUGGCAUCCUUCAUUCCUGAAUAUUUUAUGCUUGUUAUAACAUUACAAAUAGUCCUCAACUUAUGAUCACAACUGAGCACAAAAUUUCUGUGGCAAAGCAAGGCCCUUAAAAGUGAGUUUUGCUCCAUUUUACAACCUUUCUUGCCACAGUUCCUAUGUGAAUCACUGCAGCUGUUAAGUUAGUAACUCAGUCGUUAAGUGAAUCUGGCUUCCCCAUUGACUUUGCUUGUCAGAAGUUCACAAAAGGUGAUCCUAUCACCCUGGGACAUAUGCAAUUGUCAUAUAUACAUGUCAGUUGCCAAGCUGACAAAUUUUGAUCACAUGACCAUGGGGAUGCUACAACGGUUGUAAGUGUGAAAAGCAGUGACGGGUCACUGUUUUCCGUGCCAUUGUAACUUCAAACAGUCACUAAAUGAAUGGCUGUAAAUCGAGGACUACAUGUAUUUUAUCCUGGUUAUAUUAUUAUAAACUUCCGUUCCUAAGCAUGAACUGUGUGUGUUGUAAUGUUGCAGUCCAAGCUUCACCAUUUUCAGUAACAUUGCAAUUUUGUGUGCAAGUACAUAAGUCACAGAAUGGAGUUCAUACCCCAUAACACACCAUACUGUCCAUUGAUUACUCUGUGGUCACCUAUGUAUACAGUCUACUAUAAUUAAAAAUAUUUCUUCAAUA